Nicrophorus vespilloides is the source of this 495-nucleotide messenger RNA. Its product is annotated as circumsporozoite protein-like. Lineage: Eukaryota; Metazoa; Arthropoda; Insecta; Coleoptera; Silphidae. The annotation marks the transcript as partial. The record is from RefSeq and is a predicted model, not a curated record. The transcript is spliced from 2 exons.
CAAUCUACCAUGUCCAAGUUCGCUUUAUUCUUCAUCUUGUUGGUGGCGUCUCAGGCCCAAAGUCGUCUCAUCGACGGCCUUGUCGGCGGAGUCAAAGGUGCAGUCAAUGGAGUUGGUAGCUUAGUGGACGGGGUCAAGGAUGGCGUAGAAGAGAUCGGCGAGGGAGUCGGCAAGGGUUUGGCAGGCGUGACAAAUGUAGCCAACGAUGUAGUGGGCGGAGCGUUGGGCGGAGUCACGAACAUCGUCGACGGUUUGGGCAAUGCAGUCGGUGAUGUCGUGGACGGUGUCAAGGAAGGUGUCAACGGUAAUGUGAAAGAAUCUGAAGUCGUCUCCGAGGAUGGAAAGAAGGGUAUUAUUGGUGGAAUCUUGGGAGGAGCUAAGGACGUCGUUGGCGGUAUCACAGGCGGAGAUAAAGACGGAUCGAAGGGCUUGAUUGGAGGAGUUUUGGAUGGGACCAAGAACGUCGUCGGCGGUGUCACGGAUGGAGCCAAGAAC